GAGCUCCUCAUGCCAGUAGGAUCACACAUUAGAGUAAUAACAAAGACAAGCGUACUCCGACAACCUCGCACCUUGAAAUACGAUUAUGUUCGGCACCAACAGUUGUGCGCCGUUGACGUACACCGUUGGAUCCGAACAUAGUGGCUCCAUGGCUAUACCUUAUAGACUCCCAUGACCUGAUAAUUUUGCACACGGACCAUCUAAAUUCCCCGCUGUCAAUAAAUUGUCCGAAAUGUUGACGUUACUGACUCUCCCAUUUCAUUCCAGACUUUCAAUUUCAGUGCCAGGAUGUCUUCUCCACUCUUCCUGGGCUUUGAUUUGUCCACCCAGCAGCUAAAAGCAAUCGUGAUUGCGGAGGAUGCUUCCAUUGUGCACGAGAGCGCCGUGCAUUUCGAUCAUGACUUUCCCGCCCAUGGCACAACGAAUGGUGCGGUCAAAGGCCCAGACGAAGGUGAGGUGACGAGCCCGGUGCUCAUGUGGCUCGAAGCUAUCGAUCUCGUCAUGCAGCGCGUUAAAAACGCUGGCGUUGACCUCAGUGCUAUUGCCGGCAUAUCUGGUGCUGGACAACAACAUGGUUCGGUGUACUGGUCUGAGGAGGCUGAAAAAGCCCUUGCUGCAAUGGAUCCAAAGCGCUCAUUGGCCGACCCAGGCCAUCUCGCACCCCAUGCAUUUGCAUUGCCCAAUGCACCCAUCUGGCAGGACUCUUCGACGACCAAGGACUGCCGUGACCUUGAGGCCGCUGUUGGUGGUCCACAGGUGCUUGCAGAUCUUACGGGAAGCAGAGCCUAUGAGCGGUUCACAGGACCCCAAAUUGCCCGGAUCCGUCGCCUCAAACCCGCCGCCUACCGUAACUCUGCGCGCAUCUCUCUUGUCUCUUCUUUCAUCCCCUCACUGUUCCUCGGGCAUAUCGCCCCGAUUGAGGUCUCUGACGCGAGCGGGAUGAACCUGAUGAACGUACUCACAUGUAAGUGGGACGACGCGCUUCUCGAGGCGUGCGGUGGUCCCGAACUACGUGCUAAAAUCGGCCCUGAGCCUGUCCUCGGCGGCACGAUUCUCGGACGCAUCUCCCGGUGGUGGGUUGAGCGCUGGGGAUUUAACCCAGAUUGCAUAAUCGCGCCAUUCACGGGCGAUAAUUCUGCGACCGUCGUUGCCCUUUCCGCACCAGGUGAUGCGCUCCUGUCCCUAGGCACGAGCACAACACUUCUGUUGAGCAUUCCCCCUGCCGACUCGCCCCCUGCCCGUUUCACUACUUCGCACCUCCUCUCGCACCCUACAACCCCCGACGCACAGAUUGCGAUGCUUUGUUACAAGAACGGCGCCCUUGCGCGGGAGCAGAUCCGUGACCGCUGUGCUGGUGCAGACUGGGCACGGUAUAACGAGCUCGUGGAGCAGUCGCCGCAAGGUAGCUCUGGGUUCAUGGGAUUCUACUUCCCCCUCCCCGAGAUCAUCCCUCCAGGGGUUCAGGGCGAAUUCGUAUUUCAGUGUAAAGAUAAUGAGGAACCACAGCUAGUGCAUGGACUGCGGCCAGAUGCCUCACAGCACGCACGCGCGAUCCUCGAGAGCCAAUUCCUCAGUAUCAAAUCGCGCAUUGCUGCCAUCCUUCCGGCGCACUCACCGCCGUUGCAGCGGCUGAUUGUUACUGGGGGUUCAUCGGCAAACCAGAUGAUCCGGCAACUCGCAGCUGACGUGUUUGGGAUGCGUGUCUACGUUGCGGAGAGCAAGGAGGCUGCGGGAACGGGAGGCGCAGUGCUCGCGAAGUUCGCGUGGUGGAAGGCGCAAGUUGGGGGCGCGAGUGGGAGCUUCGAGGAGAUGACAUUGGAAACAGGUGAGGUGGAGAGGAUGAGGCUGGUUGCGACCCCGAAAGGCGAGGUGACCAAGGUAUAUGAAGGGCUUGUGGAUACCUAUAGGUGGUGCGAAGAGCGGGUGGUGAACCUAUGUGGCGCUUGAAGCGUGAUGCACUUUGCACCUGGAGUGGACGUUGUAUCUACAUAUGUACUGGCAGACCAUAGAGCAUGCUUUCUUUACCUUGUUAAAUAAUUUUUAUUAGAAUGAGCGACCGUCUUCCUUCCGUCUAUCAGAUCUGGCU
This is a messenger RNA of Suillus clintonianus, 2086 nucleotides long. RefSeq lists its product as uncharacterized. Gene Ontology annotation, molecular function: D-xylulokinase activity. Gene Ontology annotation, biological process: D-xylose metabolic process; xylulose metabolic process. The record is from RefSeq and is a predicted model, not a curated record. Bases 289 to 1947 code for a protein of 552 amino acids. Lineage: Eukaryota; Fungi; Basidiomycota; Agaricomycetes; Boletales; Suillaceae. Gene Ontology annotation, cellular component: cytosol. The transcript is spliced from 5 exons.